AUGAAGGUCACCGCCGCAGUUGUUGUCUCCGCCUUGUCGACGGCCGCCUAUGCUGGGCCCGUGACACAGAAGGACGCGUCGUGCCUCAAGGGCUGCCUGGACUGGCAGAAGAUCUCGUCUUCUGUCGCCGGCGAUUCGACAUGGAACGCCCUUAUCGACCCGUUCAACCUGCGCCUCCACUACACCCCCAACACGGUGGUUACCGUGAAGGAGGCUGGUGAGGUCUCCAAGGCGCUCAAGUGUGUGCGCCAGUGCGGUGACUUCAAGGUUCAAGCCCGUGGUGGCGGCCAUUCAUAUGCCGCCUUUGGCCUGGGUGGCAAGAACGGCAGUGUCGUCAUCGACCUCGCCGGCCUCAACAAGGUCACCGUCCGCGCCGACGGCACGGCUGACAUUGGCGCCGGUCUGCGCCUUGGCAACGUCGACCUUGCUCUCUGGGACCAAGGCAAGCGCGCCAUGAGCCAUGGCACCUGCGCCGGUGUCGGCAUUGGAGGACACAGCACCCACGGCGGGUACGGAUACGACUCUCGCAUCUGGGGCUUGGCUCUUGACCACAUCCUGGACCUCGACCUCGUCCUUGCGGACGGCACUGAGCUCACCGCCUCUGCCACGAGCAACAAGGACCUCUUCUGGGCUGUCCGCGGAGCCGCCGACUCCAUUGCCAUUGUCACCAAGUUCCACGUCCGCACCCAGGCCGCCCCCGAGUCGCUGGUCUACUGGACCUACGACCUUCCGGACGUCAUGAAGGAUGUCGCCACCGCUGUCAAGUCCUUUGUGCACAUCCAGGACUUUGCCCUGAACAAGACUGUUCAGGAUCGCCGCCUGUCCUGGGGCUGGUACUAUGAUCCCACCGCCUUCGUCCUUCGCGGCAAGUUCUUCGGCACCCUGGACGAGUUCAACAGCAAGAUUGCUCCCGAGAUCCUGCGCGGCCUGCCUAAGCCGAGCAAGUCUGACGUCCGGUCAGUUGGCUGGCUCGACAGCCAGUCUCUGUACCACGCCGGCACCUUGGACCACAGCGUGCUUGCCCAGGCCAACCAGCCCGGCCAGUACAAGGGCCAUGACAACAUGUAUGCCAAGUCUAUUGUCACCCCGGAUCGAUUCACCGAGGACGCCCUCACCAGCUUCUUCACCUACACCUUCACCAACAAGAAGGCCGGCUGGUACAGCAUUGGCAACCUCUACGGCGGCCCUGACAGCCAGAUCAACAUCUACGACGACAGCUGGUCGGCGUACAAGGACCGCGACUCGCUGUUUGUUAUCCAGAACGUCGGUUCCGUGGCGCUCGAUGCGAAGUUUGACGACAGCCUCAAGCCCUACCUCAAGGGACUGCAGGAGUCCCUCACCAAGAAGAUGCCCAACACCAAGUUCGGUGCCUACGCCAACUACAUCGAUCCCGAGCUCACCCCCGCGGAGGCUCAUGAGCUCUACUACGGCCAGAAGAUCUAUGCUAGGCUGCUGUCGAUCAAGAAGAAGGUGGACCCGGCCAGCACCUUCUGGAACCCGCUCGCGAUUGGCGCUUAA
This is a messenger RNA of Purpureocillium lilacinum, 1518 nucleotides long. RefSeq lists its product as uncharacterized. The record is from RefSeq and is a predicted model, not a curated record. Gene Ontology annotation, molecular function: FAD binding; oxidoreductase activity. Lineage: Eukaryota; Fungi; Ascomycota; Sordariomycetes; Hypocreales; Ophiocordycipitaceae.